Rotaria sp. Silwood1 is the source of this 4338-nucleotide messenger RNA. Lineage: Eukaryota; Metazoa; Rotifera; Eurotatoria; Philodinida; Philodinidae. The record is from the annotation of a GenBank genome assembly.
AUGAACGAAGUAGAAUUAAAUUUUACUUGUAUGCUUCACACAAUUGUAGUUCUACCAAUUUGGUCAAAGCAACGUGUAUUGUCGACCAUUACUACAAUUCUUCUUGAAUUCAAUCUGUUUAAAUCUGCUAAACAUACUCAAGCACAAGAUUUAACGCGACAACGAUGGUCAACUCGUUUAUUUAUUAUAUUUUUGUGUAUUGCGGUAUUUAUUAUUACUACAUACAACAGCAUCAAUCAACAAAUAAAAACAGUUGUUGUCAAUAAUCCACGCCUUGAUACUAUUGAAAAAUGGCAAGCAGAUUCAAUGGUUGCUUUAUCUUUACGUUGUCCAUGCUCACAAAUCUCAUCUCCUUAUAAAAAUUUCAUACGUCUUACACCCAAAUAUCAUCAAAUAUGUUCUAGUUAUUUCAUUACAUUGGAAUGGAUGGACAGUAUUAACGCAGCUGCUAACAUCGCAAUACACCUGUACUUUGCAGAUUUUCGGGCUAGUUCAGAUUUUUUUAAACUAUUACAAUCACUCUGUACAUUUGCUAAUAAUACAAUUUCUAAUGCUUUAAUAAGUUUCGGUAAUACUCACUUUGUUACAGCUGAAUUUCUUAAACGUCAAGUAUUCGAGAACCAAAUGAAUACAUCUGCGGAAUCCUUUAUACAAUCAACAGUCAACGAAUUCAUGCAUUUGGUACAUUUGCUUGCGAAUGUUACACAAAUAAAUCAAUUCAUCACAGGAGCCUAUACUAAUUUUGAUGUUGAACUGGCUAAUUAUUCAGACAAAGCAAAUAACACAUUUUAUCCUUACUUGAAGACUGCUUCAUUACUUACUAUUAACAGUGAAACAAUAUCGUGUUACUGUAUGAAUGAUACAUGGUGCAAAAUUCAAGUGGGUAUCUAUACUGCAUCGAAAAAUACUUAUCGUAACUAUUCUGUACCUGGUAUGUUCGUUGGUUGUACACCUAUUUUAUCGUUAUUCGUCUCGACACUCGAAUGUUUUUAUGAUGAUAGCGAUUGCUUUGUCAAAAUUGAUCGAAUGAUCGGUACAGAUUUCUUUGCAAUCUCUUCUCGUCUUGAUUCUCAUUUAUCAAGUCAAUUUUCACACAACUCUAGCAUCGGUACCCUUCUUGAACACCUUUUCAUUGAAUUAUGGACAAUGAAUACAUCGUACAUAGAUUCUAUUAAGUGGUCAGAUUUUCUCAUUCUGUUUUGUUCUUGUUGUAUAUUUAGGUUUGAAAGCUACUUCAAUGCCUGUAUAGUUCACUCAUGUUCCUAUACGAUCCUUCAACAUAACAAUGUAAUCGAAAUAUUUGUGAUUCUCAUUGGUCUUAUUGGUGGAAUUUCGACAGCUUUAUCGUUUGCCGUACCAUUAAUUGUUAAAUUAGGAUUUUUCAUUAUCGAACGGUGUAAUCGUGAUGCUCGUCGGCGACAACAAUUAUUACGAGCGAACCAAACAGAAAACCAUUCUACAUCAAGUGAGAUAUUAACAAUGAUUUUUUUUUCUUAAACUGUUGAGCAAUAGAAAUAAAAUUUAAAAAUACGUUCUGCCGAUAGUAAUGUUUCGUUAUAAGAAACUUCUGACUUCUGCUCAGGUGUGAUUUCGAAGAUCAAGAAUAAAUACUGUUACCCAAUUUAUUCUACCCAUUGUUAUGAAUCAUUUUCCGUUUGUUUUUUUUUCUAAGGGCUUCAGCUCUCAAUGCAUAUAGCAACCAUGCGUGUGAACCUGAUAAAAAUAUUACAUAAUAUGAAUUUAUUUUCAAAUCCAAACAAGGCUGUUGAAGAUGAACACAAUAUUCGUGUACAAAUUUUAUCGACUAGAAUUUACAUUAUUCUACUUGGACUUACAUUGAUUAUACUCAAUUUCUAUUCAUCUCUCAGAUAUACAACAAAUAUAACAACAAUAGACAUAUCCAGUGUUGAUGAUUAUGUGAAGCUUACAAAAAAGUACACAAGCCACAGUUCCACAUCAAAGGUUGAAUGUCCUUGUAAAACAGUAUCGAUUGCCCAUUCAUUUUAUAUUCAUCAACUUGAACCAUCAUUUCACGAUAUAUGUUCAUCAGAUGCUCUCAGUAAUGAAUGGUUGAACAUUUUAUUCGAGAUUUAUUUAAAUCUCGAUUAUCCUCCAUCGCACACAUAUACAUUUGAAGGCACAGCUUUUGCACAUUAUCAAGCGUUGAAAAUGAUGUGCGAUUUAAUAAAAGAAGCAGUAGAUGCUGCACAAACACUAUUUAUCAGUUCAACUGUGAUCACGUCACAAAUGAUACAUCCAGAUCAAUUCGAAAAAGAUACAAAAGCAGCCAUCGAACAAUUCCAAAGAAAUAUACCAAACAAUUUUCUUCAUGUGUUAGAGCUCGUGCGGGGAUUCAAUCAAGCCAAUGGUCUUGUCUCUGUCUAUUCUACGAACUGGCACAUGUUACCUGUCUCCGCUGAUGUCAAUGUAGAGCCGGCUAUCAUCUCUUUUGAGCCUCUAUAUUACGGAGAAUGCAAUUGUGCUACAACAGCUACUUGUCAUCAAUUACUAGAAUCUUCAGUACCUGGGUAUGCUGUCGGUUGUGUACCAGUCGAGUCUUUACAGCAAUCAACGGUCGAAUGUCAUUAUAAUCUGUCAUGUAUUCAAUCCUUGUAUUCUUAUGUAACUGGUGAGUGUCUUUAAAAUAAAGACUAUACUUAGCAUAUUUAAUUGUUCUAUUCAGGUUCUUACAAUAUAACUGACCAUAUUUUGCCCUUGAAUAAUACACAUACACGUUUUUUUUCAAAUUCCACAAUACGUACUUUAAUUGAAAAUAUGUUUAUAGAAUCGUGGUCUUCACGUAUCUCAUUCGAUAACUUCUUUCAUCAAUGUCAUCCAUCAACAUGUUCGAUUACAAUUAUUGAACGACUCAAUCUUCUCUAUGUAUUCACAACACUAACUGGUAUUUAUGGUGGAAUCUCCAUAGUGCUGAGAUUAAUUAGUCCACUUAUGGCAAAGUUUCUCUACAAAUGGUUCAUUAAAUUAUAGAGCAUGAAUGACACAUAUUUUAUGAAUUGAGCGUCGAAAAAUACGUGAACUAGGUUCUUCAUAACAGACUAUGCUUAUUUUGUACUGCACUGUUUUUAUUCAUAUGCGAAAAUAUCUUUUGAACAAGCUUAAUAUACACUGCUUAAUUUGCAUAAUAAACUUCUACAAAAGCUUAAACUGCCUUUGAGAAAAUACAUGAUACAACAGACACCAUCAUCUUGAAAAUAUACGUGUGGAUAUUCGUCGACCUAACAUCCACACCAUUCAUAAUGCCUUAAGUAUUCUAAUGAAAUGUUUAAUCUUGAAUCUCAAGCUUGGAUUUCGAAAUAUAUUAAUGGAUGUGUAUUUUUGUUGACACUCAUACAAUGUAAUUUCAAUCUUAAUUCGAAAAAUUCCUUUCUUAUUUCAUAAGAAAUUUAAAAAAUAUUCUAAACUUACAUCAUAAUAAAAUUUAGUGAUACACUAAAACCUCUCUUAGUGGAUACCUCCAUAUAAUGGACAUCUCCUUAUAGUGGACACUUUUUGGCGGUCUCUUUUUCAUAAAUAAUCUCUCUAUAGUGGACACUGAUUAUGAAUUCAAAGAGAAUGUAGAGAUGAAAUAUCUUUACUCAUUCAAAUUAAUGACUCUUUAUUCAUCGGAUGGUAGAAUGACAAAAAAAAUCAUGUUAAUAGAAAAGAAAGAACACACUCUUUGUCUUGAAUAAGAGAGAGGGCUAAAUUUACUGUCGUAUUGUAACAUUUGUCUCAUUUUUUGCCACUAUUAGGAGAAAGGGUGUGGGUGGGUGUGUGAAUGUGAGUGUGGAUGCGGGUGUGGGUGUGAUUUGAGUAACUGUUAACAAACACACCCGCACUCACACCCCACCUUUGAUGUCAAUGAAACAAUAUCUCAUUUGAUAGCGAAUGGCUUAGCAGCAUUCAUCUAAAGUAAAAAAAAAACAUUUGGAAAAAGUAAGUGCCGUUUAUUAAAAUGAAAAACAAUAUUAAAAAUGUGUUUUCAAUUUAUAUCUUUGAUUACCUAUGAGGUUUUAUUGAAUUGAAGUAGUCACUAUCUUAACGAGUCACUUUAUUAUAUAUCAUCGUAGAGCAGUGACGAACUUUAAAAAUUUAAAACACGAAUAUCGUGUAAGCACGGGUGUGAGUGGGUAUUUCUCUUCUCGCACACUUCGCACUCACACUCACACCACAUGAACAGUUGUAAUCAGAGAUGCCAACAGGCCACUUUUUUCUGGCCUGGCCUGGCCUGCUGCCUGGCCUGGCCUGACUUAGCCUACAGGCCAGGCCAAAAGUCAAAGAGUGGCCUGCAGCCUGGCCUGGCCUGACCUGCAGGCCAAACCAGGCCAAUUGAUGUUU